AUGCUGAAAGACCUACAGUCUGGAAAGUUGUGUCCACUAGAAGCCAUCGUUGGUAUCAAAAAUGCCGAAUGGAGUUCUUGUACCGCGCGUGUUUUCUAUUUUACAAAAGUCGAUGCCCACGGUCGGCCGUUCGCGGUAUACCGGUAUCAUGUGGCGACUCAGCUCCAGGAACUGGUAUACGAAGAGCAAGACAAGGCGUUUUUCGUGGAUGUUUCGCAGACAAAGGACGCGCGGUUUGUACUGAUCAACUGCAACUCGAAGAACUCGUCGGAGAUCUACGCACUAGACAGUCACGACAUUGACGCGCAGCCUCGACUGCUGCGUCCACGCGAGUCUGGCACGUUGUACUUUGCAGAUCAUGCUGCUGACCGGUUCUUCAUUGUCACUAAUGCUGAUGGUGCGCUCAACUACAAGAUCGCGACGUCUACUUGGGACGCAACAAAAGAAGCAGCUGGACUAUGGGAGACGCUUAUUCCCGAGCACGAAGACGUCAAGAUCGAAGAUGUGGAUCUGUUUGAAACGUACCUUGUGCUUUAUGAACGCGUGAGCAGUGUGCCGCGCAUUCGAGUGUGUACACUAGGGAAGCAGGGCGAGGCUGACGUCAGCACUUCUCAUUGCAUCCCGUUGCCUAAAGAGCAUGAGAUUUGUCGAGUUAUACCUGGAGUCAAUCGUGCUUAUGCGGCCCACCACGUCCGUUUUCAGGUCUCUACGCCGCUAGUGCCAGAAAUCGUGUUCGACUACGAUAUGGAGAACAGACAGUUGCAGGUACUCAAGGAGACAGAAUUGAUCGACAGGUCGGUUGCCCAAAAACGUGACACAGCCCGCAAGGUCAUUAAGUCGUCGGUUUGCCCGGAUCAAUUUACAUGUGAACGGUGUUACGUGCCCAGUAUGAGUAGUGCGGGAGUGCGCAUUCCACUGACUCUAAUUCACCGCCGCGACAUCACGCGGAAUGGGCAGAACCCGACACUACUCAUCGGGUAUGGUGCGUAUGGCACUAACCUAGAAGCUGACUUUGAGCUUGAGCAUUUAAGUUUACUAGAGCGUGGAUGGGUUAUCGCACUUGCUCAUGUCCGUGGUGGUGGUGAGCUGGGGUUGCAAUGGUACCAAGCAGGCAAGGGGAUGCAGAAGCGUCACACGUUCGAUGAUUAUGUGUCGUGUACUCAUCAUCUGCUUGAUGCAGGAUACACUAGCCCUGAACGACUCGCUGGAAAGGGAGUGAGCGCUGGUGGACUAAUCAUGGGGUACGUGGCAAACGAGUACCCUCAUCUCUACCAAGCUUUGGUGAUGAAGGCGCCUUUCGUAGACGCCUUGGCGACAAUGCAAGAUCCAUUGUUGCCACUGACAGUUCACGAGUACGAUGAAUGGGGAGAUCCGAGUUGUCCAGAAGCUUGUGAGUACAUUAGGUCCUACACGCCAUGCGAAAACGUGCGUGAAAAGCAGGUGUAUCCUGCCAUGUUUGUGACCGGCAGUCUAAACGACCAGCGCGUGCAGUUCUGGGAACCUGCCAAGUGGAUGUACAAAAUGCGCAAAGUGCAAGCCUCGCUUUCUAAGCGAGAUAAGCGUCUCAUGUUGCUGAAAAUGAGUGAAGACGAUGGUCACUUUGGUGGCGGCGGUCGUCUCGAGCAGCUUGAUGAGAGUGCUAUGGAAAUUGCAUUCCUGUAUCAGGCGCUACACCUUCCGCUCCCGUCAAAAUGA
Molecule: messenger RNA, 1695 nt
Organism: Peronospora matthiolae
Lineage: Eukaryota; Oomycota; Peronosporomycetes; Peronosporales; Peronosporaceae
Source: the annotation of a GenBank genome assembly